This is a messenger RNA of Miscanthus lutarioriparius, 582 nucleotides long. Lineage: Eukaryota; Viridiplantae; Streptophyta; Magnoliopsida; Poales; Poaceae. The record is from the annotation of a GenBank genome assembly.
AUGGCUUCCUGCAGGAUCCCGCUCCUGUGCCUCCUUGGCUUGUUGCUGCUAGUAGCUUCGCCCGCAAUUGCUGCUGAUGACUCCGGCGGUAUCUACUACCAGCUUGCUCUUCUGAUUACCGGCAUCGGCCUGGAGCAGUACUGGAGCAACAUCAAGUGCCCCAGCAACAACGGGCAGAGCAGCUGGAAGAACGCCUGGAAGAAGGCCGGUGCCUGCUCCGGCCUCGACGAGAAAGCCUACUUCGAGAAGGCCCUCUCCUUCCGUAUCCAGGAUGACUUCAACCUCUACAGCCUGAAGGCGAUCAAGAAGGUGUUCAAGAGCGGGAUCAACGCGGAGCCGGUGAUCCAGUGCAGCAUGGGCCCCUUCGACAAGUACAUGCUGUACCAGCUCUACUUCUGCGCGAACGGGAACGGGACGUUCAUCGACUGCCCCGCGCCGGCGCAGUACACGUGCUCCAAGACCGUCCUCUUCCACCCCUACAAGAAGUGGAUGCUCAAGCAGCAGCUCAACGACGACUCCGCCGAGUUCUACGAAGGCGCCGCCGACCCGUUCCAGCUGCCUGGUCUGGCCAUGGACAACUGA